AUGUCCGAGAUUCUGCGCAGUACACGGCACGUUGUAUUCUUGGAUACCCCACACGUGGGAGUUGGCCUCGAGGCGCUCAAGAGGCUGAACGGGGGACAUCUGAGCGACCAUGUGACAUCUCAAUUUGGCCUCUGGUCGCAAAAGCUUGAAGAGCAAGCUAAGCGUUUUGCUAACAUCGCUGAGAAUUUCAAUAUAUCGUCAGCGUGUGCUACCGUACUGGACAGUGAGGGUGCUAUGGAAAAGCUGGUAGCUCCAGGUCACUCCGCUCAUACUUUGGUACCUCACGAAAGGAUCUUCUACAUGGAUCGAGCUCGCCACGAAGACAUAUGCAAAUUUCCCAACAAGGACCAUGUGAACUACAGACGCCUCCGGGAUAGGAUCAUGCGGGGCCUUGCCGUUAUCAGGCGAAACGAUAAACGGAUUGGGGCUCUUCGCGACUGGCUCGGCACCAUAGAUAGCAGCAAUCUCGAGAAGCAUAAGGAGGCCUGCGAGAUCAUGGAUAAACAUCGAGGGACCUGCGAUUGGCUGUUCAACGAUGCUGCAUUCCAAGCAUGGACUGCAGAAUCGAAAUCACACGCAUGUCUCUGGCUCACUGGGCCGUCCGGGGUGGGAAAGACGUUCCUGAGUUCUGCAGCCAUCAAACAUAUCCAGGAGCUGCCUGAUCAACCUGGUACUGCCUUCGAUUUCGUCGAGUUCGAUGUCGCUUUUCAAAAGCCGGAGAUCCUUCAACGAUUAGCAUCGCGACUGCUGGACAGAGUGAUUGAUCGUGACGCUCUGACCGAAGCAGCUCUUGAUUUCAGAAACAGAGCUAAGAACGCAGAGGAGAUGAAGAGUCUAGUUGUGGAGCUACUUCAUGCAGCAGCGUCAGUCGGACGAAUCUUUGUCUUCAUCGAUGGCAUCAACGAAGUCGCCGGAAAGACACAUUACGAAAAGGAAUACCGCAACCAAAUGGACAGGGAGGAAAAGGCUGCGGAGGACGUCAUCAAGUUACUGAUGGAAUGUGGUCAGAAUGAACCAAAUGUCCGGCUCUGGUUCAGUAGUCAGCCAGACGACAGAAGCAAAGGAUGGCUACAUCAAGAUAUCGCGUCUCCAAAUGGCACAAUCAGUGGUUUAUCUGUCAAGGAGCUGGCCAUCCCUGCAGCAGAGUCUCGCGUUAGUGUGAGUAUAUUCCUGAAGGCUGCAGUCGAAACUCUGAUCGGCAAAAAAUAUGUGGGAGAGAAUGCGCCCCUCGUUUCAGCUAUCGGUAGAUUGCGCAUACGAGCUAAGGCUGGAGAUAGCUUCCGAUGGGCGAAAAUGAUGGCAGACGCUUUCAAGGACUGCCCGAACAUCGAUGAAAUCGAGGCGAUGCUGGAACAAGACCUAUCAAAUGACCUUUCGCAGCUUUACCACAAGUCGCUCCUGCGGCUACAAAACAUGGACGUGAUUGAUCAGGGAAAACGCCCAUGUACAGGCUACUCUCGAGAGAAGUAUUGCAUCUCUAAGAACCUCAACCAACUAUUGAUCAAAAAGAACGCCCUCGAGUUCCGGUGCGGCCGUGACAACGUUCACGAUCACGAAUUCAUACAGUAUGCCGCAAAAUACUGGUAUCGACAUAUAGACGACCCUGAGCCAGAUACGCAGUUCUCAGCCCUCGUCGAGCGCUUUGUGCGAUCUCCCCACUUUGUUACGACUAUACAGGUGCAGAGCCUGUUUGUUCCUGGGCAUUUCAUUCAGGACUUGGAUUGCGAUGACCCUGAAAAGAGGACCAUCAAGAAGAACCUUCCUGACUUACUGGAAUCGGGCGCUGAUAGGAAACUGUGGAGAGACUACCAUGAGUUCCUGGCAGAAUGGGGCAUAUUCUUACAGAGGGGUGUGACCGAAAACGUCAACGGCGAGAUGAGCCGCUGUCUCUGGAGCACGCUAAGCACGGCGAACUACUUCCGUCGUCACAAGCAUCUGCAGCGGUUCCAAAUGGCGCUCAUACUCGAAGAUGGGUCAGGACCAAGCGAAACCGCAGAUAGGGCUUUGUACGAUGUGAGCUUCACAGAUGAGCUGAACGUCACUGUGUGGGGAAUACAAGGAUCUGGGUAA
Messenger RNA from Alternaria conjuncta, 2070 nucleotides. RefSeq lists its product as uncharacterized. Lineage: Eukaryota; Fungi; Ascomycota; Dothideomycetes; Pleosporales; Pleosporaceae. Bases 1 to 2070 code for a protein of 689 amino acids. The transcript has 3 exons. The record is from RefSeq and is a predicted model, not a curated record.